This is a messenger RNA of Annulohypoxylon truncatum, 1334 nucleotides long. Its product is annotated as NAD(P)-binding protein. Lineage: Eukaryota; Fungi; Ascomycota; Sordariomycetes; Xylariales; Hypoxylaceae. Bases 1 to 993 code for a protein of 330 amino acids. The record is from RefSeq and is a predicted model, not a curated record. Gene Ontology annotation, molecular function: oxidoreductase activity, acting on the CH-OH group of donors, NAD or NADP as acceptor. The transcript is spliced from 2 exons.
AUGACGACAGACAGAUCUGAUCUCACGGCAAGGGUGCUACCUCAGAUAUCCUUAGGAGACGGCUCUCCGGGUUCACUGACGGCCCCGCCUCUGCCCUUACCCCGCGAAUCCCCGGCGGCAAGGGCCCAAGAGCGUUUCCAUAUAACGGGUAAUGCUAUUGUCACUGGAGGAGCCGGCGAUCUUGGCUUUGCCGCGUGCAACGCCCUCCUUGAACAUGGCCUUGAAGGCCUUAUGAUAUUUGAUAUGAACCCAGCGGAGGCACAAGCUAGAGUCAAGGCGUUGGAGACCGAGUUUCCAGGUGCCAAAAUCCGAUUCCUAAAAGUCGACGUGACCGACGAAGAUGGUGUGAACGCUGCAGUCGAUGAGACAGUCAAGUUGUUAGGCAGUGUCAGCAUUCUGUUAAGUUUCGCUGGAAUGGUUGCCUGCGGGCAUGCGCUGGACUGGUCUGCAAAGGACUGGAACCGAGUGGUAAAUGUGAAUACGAUUGGUGGUUUCCUCGUUGCUCGUGCAAUCGCUCGGACGAUGAUAGAACGAGGAAUCAGGGGGAGCAUGGUGUUCAUAGCCAGUAUAUCAGGACACAGGGUCAACUUCCCCCAACCCCAAGUCUCCUACAACGUUUCCAAAGCUGGGGUGGUGGCUAUGGUGAAGUCGCUGGCUGGAGAAUGGGCGAAGUACGGAAUUAGAGUAAACAGAGUAACGGAUAACUUCCUAGUCAAGCUGUUUAAGGGAGUAGCCGCUCCAGAGACGUGCUUCAGACUCCAGAAUCCUAGUCCUAAGAAGAAAUUACUGACUUUCGUUGUAGUGAACACGAUAUUGAAUGAGGGUGACGGUCUAGACGAGGCAAGAAAGAUGUGGGCCAGUCGAAAUCCAAUGGGGAGGAUGGGUGAGCCGGACGAGUUGUCAGGGGCCAUUGUGACGCUCGCAAGCCGCGCUGGAAGCUAUAUCAACGGCUCGGAUAUUCUGGUGGACGGAGGACAGACCCUUUUCAUGUAGUGAACGCCGUCGGUUAGGCUUCAAGUAAGCAUACAUUUAGUAGCAACUAUCUCGUAAGACUAGAUACGUGACUCGGCCUUUUGCUUCCGAAUAGCUGUGCUGCUAAUCUUUUGGGUGAAAUCUCGCGCUUCCGAUGACUUGUGCACGUUUCCAUCGGCAUCGAGGACGUCCACUUCAAAUGUCUCAAGUUGCCGCCAGCCGAGCUCCUUCCGCCGCUCAUUCACGGCAUUGCCCCCGCUUCUUGUCUCGCCUGAGACCACAAGAAUAUCCAUAUUUUCGGUGGUGAUAGUCGGGCCGUAAGCAUCCUGGAUUACGACGCAGCGAACCUCGAUGGUGCCGUC